Molecule: messenger RNA, 964 nt
Organism: Setaria italica (foxtail millet)
Lineage: Eukaryota; Viridiplantae; Streptophyta; Magnoliopsida; Poales; Poaceae
Product: B3 domain-containing protein LFL1
Exons: 7
Coding region: 1-873 (290 amino acids)
Molecular function (GO): DNA binding; DNA-binding transcription factor activity
Source: RefSeq, a predicted model, not a curated record
AUGGCCGGCAUCAGCAAGCGUCGAACCUCCCCGGUCUCCAGCUCCUCCUCCUCCGGCGACGGCAUGCCGCGGCGGAUCACCCGGAAGCCAAGGUCCGCCCGCCGCGGGCCCCGCGGCGCCAUCAGGAGGCCUCCGGCGCCUCGACCUGUAAAUGAGCUGGACUUGAAUACGGCUGCUCUUGAUCCAGAUCACUAUGCUACUGGAUUGAGAGUUCUUCUGCAGAAGGAGCUCCGAAAUAGCGAUGUAAGCCAGCUUGGGAGAAUUGUUCUUCCAAAGAAGGAGGCAGAGUCUUACCUCCCCACUCUAAUAUCGAAGGAUGGAAGAAGUUUAUGUAUGUAUGAUCUGCUAAAUGCACAACUGUGGACCUUCAAGUACAGAUAUUGGCCCAACAAUAAAAGCAGGAUGUAUGUACUUGAAAAUACGGGAGAUUAUGUAAAAGCUCAUGAUCUUCGGCAAGGAGACUUCAUUGUGAUAUACAAAGAUGACGGGAACGACCGCUUUGUGAUAGGAGCAAAGAAGGCGGGGUAUGAACAGACUGCCACUGUUCCACAAAUCCAUCAGCAUAUGCAUCUCUCUGCCACAUUGCCAGCACCACAAGUAUUCCACGACUAUGCAGCCCCUGUUGCACCAGAAGCUGAUAUGCUCGCAAUUGUGCCCCAAGCCGACGAGAUAUUCGACGGGAUACUGAACUCCCUGCCAGAGAUACCAGUAGCCAACAUGAGGUACUCCGACUUCUUUGACCCGUUUGGUGACUCCAUGGACAUGGCAAAUCCCCUGGGCCCCAACCACUCCGUCAACCUGGCUACGCAUUUCCAUGACGAGAAGACUGGGAGCUCCUCGUUUCCCUACCCAAAGUCUGGGCCUCUGAUGUGAGAUCCAGGCAGAAAAUCUGCUGAUGGAUCAGGCAAUCCCCUGCAUGGAGCUCAGAAAUCUUCUCGUUGACGCCCAUCGCUGUACAUCCAAA